Messenger RNA from Leishmania braziliensis MHOM/BR/75/M2904, 4074 nucleotides. RefSeq lists its product as hypothetical. Gene Ontology annotation, molecular function: calcium-activated cation channel activity. The record is from RefSeq and is a predicted model, not a curated record. The transcript has a single exon. Lineage: Eukaryota; Euglenozoa; Kinetoplastea; Trypanosomatida; Trypanosomatidae. The coding region runs from base 1 to 4074 and encodes 1357 amino acids. Gene Ontology annotation, cellular component: plasma membrane.
AUGAGCGACUUAGCCCCCCUCCCCGCCAAUGCCAAGUACGAUGACCAAGGCAUCUAUAUAUCGUUCAUCGUCGGCGGCGCCUUACUCGCCGUGUUGGGCGGGUGCAUGGCAUUCCUCUACUAUACCCCCAUCCUCUGGAUCAAGCGAUUCUAUCGACCGAACCACACUAUCGAGCCAACGCCGCUCACGAAUGCCGCCUCUGCGGCAGCCGUCGCAGCGGCGCAGCGCGUAGCGCGGGAGGGCUUGCUCGAUGUGUCGCCGCCACCUCCCUCACCGCUCACUGAAACCGUCUUCGCCGAGCACACGAUACAUCCACACGGCAGCAAUGGCCACUCCGUCACACGACGCAAGCGGCUUGGCAUCAGUCUGCCGUUUCUCUCCACCUUCUUUGUUCGGCCAACGUGGCAAGACUGGAUCAGUAUCGAGGAGCCGUCGCUUCGCGACCGCAAAGACAGCGCGCUCUCGCCGAUACACUACCAGACCCCCUCCUCCCCAACGCGGCAGACAAGCGAUCGCUCCUUCGUACCACUUUGGGUGCCGCCUUUCUCCGCGUAUCGGCACCGAAACAGGAGUCGCUUUGCUCGACCAGGGUCGGAGGGCGACAGCCGAGACGAGGCCUCAGCUGCGGCGGGCUCGUCAGCCUUCUCUCCCCGGGGCAAGCCCUCACCGCGGUACUACGGAGCCGUGGAAGAGUCAUGGAGCCGGCCCCGAUCACCCGACACAACAGGAUCUUUGACGACGCUACCCAAGACCGCCGUUGACCCCCUCGUCGCCGUCUACCUCUUCACCCUCAAGUUCUUCUUCUCCCUCAUGUUCCUCGGUGAAAUCUUUACCGUGUGGAUCAUGGUGAUUGCGCAGAACGACGACUACAUGGAGAGCACCCUCAUUCAGCGCGAUAUCCACGACUGCAAAAGCCAGGACAACAACCAGACGGAGUGCGAGCUGCGCAAGCCGUACUGCUACUACCGUGGUGACGGUCUCGGGUGUGGUGUAGUGGCGCUGCACGGCCUCUACGACUUGACGGUCCUGAACAUCAACCCACGCAGCUCGAGGUGGACGGGGGUGGGGAUGCUGAACCUGUGCUUCUGCGUAGUGCUUGUCGGCCUCACUCUCUUUUAUCUCAAGAAUGUGGGGAAGUAUGCCGAGGCCGUGAUGGCGAACCAAAUGCGUCACGCGCUCGGCUACCGGGUCGUGUGUGUUCGCGGGAUCGACUCCACCGACGUCCGCACUGACCACGCAUUUCGCCAGGCAUUCCUUAAGCUCUCUGUGUACUUUCCGGAUGCUUUGCCGUCCCCCUCAACGUCAAACUCGCUGUCUGCGACGGCGACAUCGAGCCCCAGCGCCGGAGCCCGCUCGCAGGGUGGCGGGGCCACGAGCAAUCCACCAGCGCCGCUCGACAACAGCGGCGACUUCGCCGAGGUGGAUGACAAUGAGGGCAGCUACACUGUGUGCGAGUGUCCAGGGCUGAACUGCCUCUUCUCCGCCACUGGCAUGCACUACUACGUCGUUCGCCGCUCCGACGCCGCCUUCACAAAGCCAGAAAACGUGGAGCAGAUUUUGAUCACGCGUGAACCGCCGCUCGGAACGCUUGAAAUCAUCGCAGAGACUGAGGCGGCCAUGGCUAACUUGCAAGAAGCCAUCGCCGACGAGAAGGCGCUGCGGCGUCGCCUGAUGCUGCGGCACCAGACACGGGCAUCUGCCACGACGCGGCGAGUCAGCAGCAGCGGCGGCGUUCGACUCUUUCCAGGGCGAGCGUCAAAUGUGGUGGUGAGCAGCGAUGAUGUUGUCCUCAGCGAGGUGGCAGCUGCGCACGGCAACCACGCUGACAACGGGAGCGAUGCAGUUUUGAUGAUGCGCGCCCCAUUUCCUGGCUGCUGCGACAAGAUGCCGGCCGUGCCGUACUACGAGGCUGUCUUUUUCCGCUGUGUGCGGGAGAUGAAUAUGGCGCUGGAGCGGGUGCCACAGCAGCAGGCCGCUGGCGCGGCCUUCGUUGUAUUCAAAGACGCACUGUGCGCACACGAAUUCCGACAGCUCUUCACAGCUCGCUUUGGCGGUCUCUUCUCGCCCUUGACCGCCACCAUUGCCGGGCCGCCGGGCCGCAUCUUCCAGAGCAGUCUCACCACCGGCCGCUGCGUGCUCUGGGUGCGCUUUUUCCUCAUCUUUGUGCUGUACGUCUUUCUGAUCCUGACCUGGUCCAUUCCGAUCAGUAUCCUGGGCUCGCUGGAGCAGCUGUCAACCAUCUCAAGCAUCACGGUGCUGCGCAAGUACGCCGAGCUGCCGAAGUGGUUGCGGUCGUUGCUCAAUGCCUACCUGCCCGUCGGUGCCCUCGCCCUCCUCAACGUUGCCCUGCCGCACAUCAUUCGUUUCUUGGUCCGCGCGAUGGGCGCCUUCAACCGCGCCGAGUGCGACGGCGGCCAGCUCUACCUGCAGUACGUCUUCAUGGUCGUGACAGCCGUUAUCUUUCAGGCUGCCUUCCAAGGUGCCGUGAGCCGCCUCGCAGACAUCCUUGCCAAGCCCGACCAGGACGCCAUCAUCAACUUUUUUGUCUCCUGCAUCUCGCCAAGCAACGGCUACUUCUACGCCAAGGUCAUCACUGCCACAUGCCUCUCCACGUGGGUCGACAUGCUUGACCCAGUAGGAAUUUUGAAAGCUCUGCUCCUCCGCGGUCGGGCGCAUGUCCAGCGCAACUACGAUGCCCUCUUUCUCCCUUGUGAGUUUGAGUUCCCGCGGCUGCUCAGCUUCGACUUGAUGGUGCUCUCCAUGGGGCUCCUCUACCACAUGACAGCGCCGCUGCUGGGCCUCCUCGUUGUCUGCUACUUCUUUGUACGCUACUGGAGUCAGCGCGCGAAGCAGUACGACCGCUACCGCCCCACUCUGUCGCCGGCGCACGACUGCACCGACUUUGGCAUGGCGGCGCAGGUUAUCCGCUGCGUCAUGUGGCUGUACUGCUUUGCCGAGACGUGCGGCGUGCUUCUCAUGAGCCUCCGCGGUCACAAGGGCGGUGUUGUGAUGUGCUCGCUGGCGCUGAGCACCGGUGUGGUGCUGACGGUUUACGUCUACGUGCAGACCGACAAGUGGACGGCGUCGCUGGCGAAUGCGCGACACUUUACGCGGGACGCCAACCGCCUCCGCAGCCACCACGCGGGGCCGCAGGCGACGUCGGCGCUGACAAUUACGACGCCAUGGCGCCGUUGCCCGGCCAAACGUGCCACGGCGGCGUCUGGCGGCAGCACAGACACGAACGACCGCGCCUCACCUCUCUUUGCAUCGGCUGGCGCUGCAGCCCCUCCCUCUCAGCUGCAUGAUGACUCUGACAACCCGUACAUGACCGAAGCUGACGCAGUGGAGCAGCGAUGCAGCCCCAACACCCGCAACAGCGUGGUGCAGGAGGAGGGCGCCCUCGACAGCUACGAGCGCGUCACGCUAAACCAGCUUCUCUUCGACGCCACGCGGAACCCCUUCCUGAGUCACCUCCUGCCCCGUAAGCCCGGCAUGACCAUGCGCUACCAGCCGAAGCAUCAGCGGCUCGCCAUCAUCAACGCCGCAGCUGAGCUGCGAGCGAUGAAAGGCACAGACUUCGUGGUGGAGCGGUACUGGGACCGCGGGAUGACAUGGUUUGAGGAGGAUGCGUAUGCGUACAGGGGCUCCGUCGGCAUGGACGAGGAGUACGACGGCGAGGACGGGAACGACGACAUGGCGAAUCACGACAACAACGAACCCAAUCAAGGCAGGGGAGACGCGCUCCAGGCAAAGCGCACACAGCUGAUGGACUGCCAUGGUGUGUCGCUAGCACAGCCCUCACCCGCGGUGCCGCCAAGCGUGAACGUUGGGCUGCACAUGGGUGCUGCGGUGUCCAUGACCGAUCUUUCCACCCUUGCGCCAGACACCACUGGGCCGAAGACGGCUGCUGGGGUGAUAAAUGUGCCCGUGGCGGCCACAGCGGAGAAUGAGCGACACGGCGAGGUAAAUCCCACGUCGAUCCACGUGAGCAUGCCUACGAUGGUGACAACCGAGCCGCAGCCAGGCCUCCACCCUUCCGCCACUGAGCAACCUCAAGGCGCAGCAAAGCGAUGA